UUGCCGGUUCGCGUGUCAAUAGUCAACAUAGCGCAGUCGCCGUGUGCGCUACCGCCGUCUUGUCGUCACGCUCGCCGAGGUGCGUACAUCUGUACGAACAGUUUAGAGCUUCUUCAGAAGGAAGAGAAUAUGUCCGGACGAGGGAAGUGCGAGACGGCGGCUCCGGCGACGGCGGCCGUGCCAGACGGGCCGAUUAAGUUCGAGAGCGCCGUGCCAAAAAUCAGGCAACAAUUGCUAAAGUGGAACGGUUGGGGUUAUAAGGACUCCGAAUUUCGUGUAAACGACCAACAAAGCGUGGAGUUCACCGGUAACAGAUAUCCCAUUGGAAGCCACCAGCUUCCAUACUUCGCGAAAUGUUGCGAAGAUAUGCUCGGUGUGGAAUGGGAAUCGAGGAAUACUGCUCAAGAUAUACCGACGAACUUGCCGGCGCCGAUCCUUUCGACGGAACUACUGAACGCGAUCAAAGAGCUAAAGAUCGACUACACCACUGACAAUGUCGAUCGUCUGAUACGAGCACACGGCCAUACGAUGCGAGAGAUUUUUCUUUUGAAGUUCGGCAGUUUCGAAAGAAUACCAGACGUUGUCCUGUGGCCAACGUGUCACGAUGACGUCGUUAGAAUCGUCUAUUUAUGCGCGCAAUAUGGGGCAGCCUGUAUACCUUUUGGCGGUGGAACCAGCGUCAGCGGCGCGGUGUAUUGCUCCGCGAAUGAACGCCGGACGAUAAUCUCAUUAGACACGUCGCAAAUGAAUCGGAUAUUAUGGAUAGACAGGGACAAUCUGUUGGUGUGCUGCGAAUCGGGCAUCAUCGGCCAGGACCUGGAACGGCAACUCCGUCUCCAAGGAUUCACGAGCGGCCACGAACCCGAUUCUUACGAAUUCUCUAGUUUAGGCGGAUGGGUGGCGACCAGGGCAAGCGGCAUGAAGAAAAACACGUACGGCAACAUCGAGGACCUAGUCAUGCGAGUGCGUAUGGUCACCGGGAGAACGGAUGAUCCUGUUAUCACUUUGGAGAGAGGCAGUUUAGUGCCUCGUGCAUCCUGCGGGCCAGAUUUCGAUCACAUGAUUCUCGGCAGCGAGGGCACUCUAGGAGUCGUUACAGAGGUCGUAAUGAAGAUCAGACCAUUACCGCGGGUGGUGAAGUACGGCAGCAUUGUGUUCCCGAAUUUCCAAAGCGGUGUUCACGCGUUUCGAGAAAUCGCGAAAGAACGAUGUCAGCCGUCCAGCAUACGUUUAAUGGACAACGAGCAGUUCCAGCUCGGCUAUGCGCUACGUCCAGAAUCUGGUUGGAUCAACACGAUACUGCAAAGCCUGAAGCAUAUGUAUAUCACCGGUAUAAAGGGUUUCCAGUGGGAUCAGAUAUGCAUGGCCACGCUGAUGAUGGAAGGCAACGCGGCGGCGGACGUCGCGGCACAGGAACGGAAAAUCUACAAUAUUGCCGAGAAGCACGGCGGUGUUUCGGGUGGUGAGACCAAUGGCGAGCGCGGAUACAUGAUGACGUUCGUGAUCGGAUACAUUCGUGACCUCGCACUCGAAUUUAACGUAUUAGCGGAGUCGUUCGAGACUUCUGUUUCUUGGAACCGCACGUUGUCGUUGUGCAGAAAUGUCAAGUCACGCGUGGCCAGGGACUGCGAGGCGCACGGCAUACGCAAAUAUCUUAUCUCCUGUCGCGUCACGCAGACUUACGACGCAGGCUGCUGCGUGUACUUCUAUAUGGCGUUCAAGUACACGAAUCUGGAGAACCCGGUCGAGGUUUACGAGGCUAUCGAGUGCUCGGCACGAGAAGAGAUACUCGCAAGUGGCGGCUCUCUGUCGCAUCACCACGGCAUCGGCAAGUUACGGGCGCAGUUUUAUCCCGAGGCCGUCGGAGAAGCGGGUGUUUCCCUUUAUCGUGCGACCAAAGCACAUUUGGAUCCGCAUAAUAUAUUCGGGGCGGGCAAUAUAGAUGUAAUGUACAAAGCGAAACUGUGAGCGCUAGGUAUGCUAUUUACGCUAUCUGAUAGCGGCGGUACGUGACUAGGAAACCCAGUAUCGUAUCAAAGAAUGGGGAAAAAAAUUGUUAUUCUUAUGACUUAACGGAAAAAAAAGUGAAUAGUAAGAGACAAGUGGUAUUGUCGUAUACUGAUUUAUCAUGAUGGUGUAGAAAAAAAAAGAGAGAGACUAGUUUAUAUUAUAAAUAAUUAUGCACCGUGACGACGUUUUGGUACAAAUGCGGAAUUGUAAUUGUAUCGGCAUUUUUAUAAAUUAUUACAACUAAACGAAAACACUCUCUUUCGCUCUCACUUAUAAGAUACCUUAAUCUAUCUCUACUUGCUAUUGUUGGACAGUUAGGUACAAGUGUGUCAACUUUCUCAAUGAGGCAUUUAGAAAACACAAGCAUUUUGCAGCACUUAUAAACUGGUGUUCUUUCAGAUCUAUGAUGAAUCUAAAAGAAUAUACGAAUGACAGUGAAUGCUCACUCAACUGUGUUUUCUAAAUGCAGUCAUUAUUUUAUGUAAUGAGGACGCAUAAUUCUUAAUCAUACGUAAUUCUUAAUAUCCAAGUGACGCGACAUGGUUGCUUUUGGUACCUGCGAUGUGUCGUAAUUCGUCAACAAUUCAUUGUCAAGCAUGAAGCGUUAGCAUAUCAUACGCAACCAAGGAUUCACAAUCGGAUUAAAUUUUUAUUAUUAUUGAAAGUACGAGUGGCAGUAAAUUGGUCUAGAAAUUGGAACGAUUGAA
This is a messenger RNA of Odontomachus brunneus, 2717 nucleotides long. It is a transcript of the gene Agps, whose product is annotated as alkyldihydroxyacetonephosphate synthase. The coding region runs from base 130 to 1968 and encodes 612 amino acids. Gene Ontology annotation, biological process: lipid biosynthetic process. The transcript is spliced from 6 exons. Lineage: Eukaryota; Metazoa; Arthropoda; Insecta; Hymenoptera; Formicidae. The record is from RefSeq and is a predicted model, not a curated record. Gene Ontology annotation, molecular function: FAD binding; alkylglycerone-phosphate synthase activity.